Amphibalanus amphitrite is the source of this 2249-nucleotide messenger RNA. RefSeq names its product voltage-dependent T-type calcium channel subunit alpha-1I-like. The record is from RefSeq and is a predicted model, not a curated record. Gene Ontology annotation, molecular function: low voltage-gated calcium channel activity; voltage-gated sodium channel activity. Gene Ontology annotation, biological process: sodium ion transmembrane transport; membrane depolarization during action potential; neuronal action potential. The transcript is spliced from 6 exons. The annotation marks the transcript as partial. NCBI's taxonomy places the organism in Eukaryota, Metazoa, Arthropoda, Thecostraca, Balanomorpha, Balanidae. Gene Ontology annotation, cellular component: neuron projection; plasma membrane; voltage-gated sodium channel complex.
AUGAUAAAUUAGGGAUAAGUAACGAUUGCAUGGCUUGUACCCGCGGAAGUGUGAUCUGAGUCCCUCACACUGACCCUGACUGACCUGACCCUGCUGCCAGGUCAAUAUCGUCCUACUAUCGGUCGGCGGAACAAGAGAAAGACUACAUCUGCACUAUGGCCAAGGAUAACGGCCUGCACACGUGCGAAAACCUGCCGCCCACAAAAAUCGGCGAUCUGGAGUGCACAGAGCCGGCCCGACCCAACAGUCCCAACUUACCGACAAACACCUCGUGUGUCAACUGGAACCAGUACUACACAGAGUGUCGUGCCGGGGACAAAAACCCCUUCCAGGGCGCCAUGUCGUUCGACAACAUCGGCCUCGCCUGGGUCGCCAUCUUCCUGGUAAUUAGUUUAGAAGGUUGGACAGACAUCAUGUACUACAUACAAGAUGCCCACAGCUUCUGGGACUUCAUCUACUUCGUACUACUCAUUGUCAUUGGCGCCUUCUUCAUGAUCAACCUCUGCCUUGUCGUCAUCGCCACGCAGUUCUCAGAGACGAAGAAGCGAGAAACAGAACGAAUGCGGCUAGAACGUGCCCGAUUCCAGAGCACCUCCACUCUGGGGAGCUCUCUGGAGAACGCUGGCUGCUACGCUGAAAUCCUGCGCUACGUCGCUCACCUUUGGAGAAGACUACGAAGGAAACUGCGCUACCGCUGGCGACGAAUAAGGCGCAAGCCUCCGUCGCGCUUUAGUCUGCGUCGGCGACGACGCGGUGAUUACGGACAGGAGUGUAGUCAUGAUCACCCUCGACGGGACUAUCGUCGCGGGCGAGCGGUGCGUGGUGAAGACCCAGAGAGUGGGCGCAACAAUAAUAACUUUUUCUGUGAUAGGAAGGUGGAUGAGUGGGCACCUCAGGCCAGUCCGGAGGUUUCUGAUGUGGACCCGCUGUCCACGCCGCGUAGGCCGGAUGGGGAGAUGCCUACGGGGUCGGGUGCGUUGGUGCCUGUGGGACUGGGUGAACCGGAUAGUUCGGACUGCGAGCGUGGUCUGGAUAGUCAUCUGCUCCCUCCGGGGAUUCUCUGCAGUCGUCUGUCGCCUGACACGGGCCGGCCGCCCGAGAGACGAGCCAAGAGUGUCAGCUACGACGUCAACAAGCCAGUCAUCAUACCCAUCCAGAGGUUGGCCGCAGGUGGUGAAGGCGAUGUCGUAGAGACUGUCCCACCGCAGUUGCGGGCGGAACUAUCGCGGGCCGAGUCACAGCUGCGAAAAUUGCGGAGCUCUGUGUUCCCUCGCGUGUGCCGUUCGGCCGAUCGUGGUCCUCUCAGCUGCACUGAACUCCUUGCGAUCAGUGGAGCGUUGAGUGCAGCUCUACCCGCGCAGUUAGCGCAAGUACCUCUACGACAUUCGAGUCAGCAGCUCCCUUCCGCGCUGGCAGGAGUCACGGGAGGGCCGGUAACUACUCGACAGCUCUCUGAACCAGCGCUACCGGGACUCGGGUCUCCGCCACUAGACUCUGCGCGAACUGCGAGUGACGCGAGCUGGAGUGGCGACUCGGAGGAUUCGUGUUCCUCCGAUGAGGAGGACUACUCCGAUGAGGACUGCGAGGAAUACUGGUCGGAGUAUGAGGAUGACGAACCUCGCACGCCACGAUGUCCUCGAGUUCGCGCAGUUCUGAGGUGGAUUCGCGCGAGUGUCAAACGCUUCAUCGAACACUCAUACACACAGAAGGGCAUUCUUCUAGCGAUCAUGAUCAACACACUGAGCAUGGGUGUUGAGUACCACAACCAGCCGCCAUGGCUGACCACGCUGGUAGAGACGAGCAAUAUCGUGUUCUCGGCGGUGUUUGCGCUGGAGAUGAUGCUGAAGUUGAUCGCGGACGGGUUCUACGGCUACAUCCGCAACGGCUUCAACGUAUUCGACGGCCUGAUCGUCAUCAUCAGUGCCGUGGACCUGUACAAAUCCCAGUUCAGCACCACUGGUAGCGAGGGCGGGUCCAGUCUCUCCGUGCUGAGAACUUUCCGACUACUUCGCAUCCUGAAGCUGGUCCGUUUUCUACCAAAUCUGCGACGUCAACUCCUGGUCAUGUUGAAAACAAUGGACAACGUCGCCAUCUUCUUCUCGCUUCUCAUUCUCUUCAUUUUCAUCUUCAGUAUUCUGGGCAUGAACCUGUUUGGGUGUAGGUUCUGUAGGAAAGACGACAAAGGCAAAACAAGCUGCGACCGAAAAAACUUCGACUCUUUGCUGUGGGCGUGCAUCACAGUUUUCCAG